AGGGAGGGAGUGAGGCAGACAGACAGUGCGAGUCAGCCAGACUGCGCAGAGAAGGAAUAAUUCGAGAUCACUUUAGCCGUGUGUGUAACUGCAGUUAACACAGAUAUACACAGCGGUCAACGUUUCUGGUGGAAUAUUGUUGCGGUGGAACAUUAUUUUUGAUUAGGGGACUUUUCGACUUGAAUCGCGUUUCCUUUUGAAAGUGGUUAUGCAUUCGCCGUAGUUUUAUUUGCUGGAUGGGCGCAUCGGAAAUAUUCCUAAGUGCUAACGACAGACUAUGGAUCCCCGGUGCGUGUGGUGAAGCCAAUACAUUGAAGUCAUUUCGAACAAGUUUAACUAGGCCUAUUUGUUUUUUGUCGGUUGUGCAAACAUGGAGGCUGCAAGCUUUCAUCCCCAUCCCGGACUUCAACAAACUCUGAAGCAGUUCCACUUGAGUUCUAUGCGCUCCCUCGGCGGACCGGCGGCGUUCUCUGCUCGGUGGCACCAGGAUAUCCUCUUUAAUAAAGAUGGAAAGACCACCGAGAUGAGGCUCAGCUUACCGGCCCAGGCCCCGCCGGUGAUGUCUGGUCCGAUGUUCAUUCCGUCCGACCGCUCCACCGAGAGGUGCGAGACUGUCCUGGAGCGGGAGCCCAUCUCGUGCUUCGUGGUCGGCGGGGAGAAGAGGCUCUGCCUGCCGCAGAUCCUCAACACUGUCCUGCGGGACUUCUCGCUCCAGCAGAUCAACUCGGUGUGCGACGACCUCCACAUCUACUGUUCCCGGUGCACCGCGGACCAGCUGGAGAUCCUGAAAGUGGUGGGGAUCCUGCCUUUCUCAGCUCCGUCCUGCGGACUCAUCACACAGACGGAUGCUGAGCGGCUGUGCAACGCGCUGAUCUACGGAGGUACCUACCCCCCUCACUGCAACAAGGAGCUGUCGGGCACCCUGGAGUUGGAGAGAUCAGAGAAGAGCUUCAAAGUGUACCACGAAUGUUUCGGACGGUGUAAAGGCUUGUUUGUCCCAGAACUGUACUCGAGCCCCACCGCCGCCUGCAUCCAGUGUAUGGACUGCAGGCUGAUGUACCCCCCUCAUAAGUUUGUGGUGCACAGCCACAAGAGACUGGAGAACAGGACUGUCCAUUGGGGCUUUGACUCGGCCAACUGGCGGGCUUAUGUGCUCCUGGACCCCGAAUACACAGGCAAGGAGGAGAAGAGCCUUCUGGAGCAACUGCUCAAAGACAUUAAGAGAAAAUUUGACCUGAUGAGCAAGAGGUCCAGUAAACCAUGCAGAACUCCCAGCCCGGUACCACCAGCUAAGAGGUCUAAAAUCGACAAAGUCCACUUCCCAUCACCGGACAAAGAGAAGCAACCGGAUUGGUUACAAUCACUAUCCAAGUCUGCAAACAAGGACCUGAAACAGAUCCAGCUCAAACAGAGGCCCUCCGCGUUCCGCCCCUGGUCGCCCAGGACUCCAACCACAGAGAAGGAGAAAUCCAACCCUCGCAACGAGGCCGAGAGGUCUGACUCAAAGAUUCAAGAGUCUUUGCUCACUCCCAGGCUGACACCCACUCCCCGGGCCCUCCACAGAAAUGAGGCCUCCUCUCAAGCCCAUUCCAGAGAUACCCCUGCCCCAGGCAAGGGCUCCGGAGCCAGCUCGCGAACAGUGCACAGCCUGCCCAAUGAGGUCUCCCAACCGGCCUCGCUCAGAGGUUCUCUUCCCGAUGCCAGCAACGGGGACGAAGAGAUGGAGACGGAUGGAGAGAUCGAUGUGGACGAUUGCAAUGACUACCCGCCUUCGUCUUCCUCCCUGCCAUUGCUUCCAUUGGCCUGCUCCGGCGGCGUCUCCCAGACCGCCGCCCCUCAGAGCUGUUGUCCCCCAGGGGCCCCACCUCCAUCGGCUCCUCUAGAGGGGCCCAUGGCCGGGCCGCCGGGGGGCUCCUGCCCAGAGCUGGACUCCUUGAGGCAGAUGCUGUAUGGGGGUCUGGACAGCCAGGAGGCCAGGGAGAAGGUCCUGCAGGAGAUCUCCAGGAUGCAGGUGAAGCAGGAGGAGAAGCUAGCGGCGGCGCUGCAGGCUAAACGCUGUCUCCAGCAGGAGUUGGAGUUUGUGCGGGUGGCCAAGAAAGGCCGUCUGAGGGAGGCCAUCGAGGCCAAGCGCAGCCUGCGGAAGGAGAUCGAGCGGCUGCACACGGACUGGGAGAGGAAGAUGGCGGUGGCCGAGGACUCGUGCGGCCAGCUGAGGAGAGAGCUGGAGCGCGAGAGGCGGCUCCGCGUAUGCGACAAGGGCUGCGAGGCGUCGCACCUCCGGGCCAAGUACUCAGCACAGAUCGAGGAGCUGCACGUGCAGCUGCAGCAGGCGGAGGUCGACCGGGAGCAGCUGCGGGUGGAGCUGCAGCAGGAGAGGGCGGCGCGGCAGAGCCUGGAGAGCGUGGUCAAGGAGCUGCAGGCCCAGCUGGCCCAGCAGGCCGCCACCACCACCCCCACCCCCACCACCAGCCCCACCACCAGCAAGCAUCCAGGACAAGAGCACCUGGACAGCACACCAACGAUAGCAGACCCGCACCAACACAUCUCACAGCACGCCGACUGACGCUGUGGUCAGGGGGGGGGGGGGGGGGGGGGGGGAAUAAGUUAUGCCAUUAAACAAUUGAGAGCCGUUGGCAAAAGUAACAUUUAUAUGAAAAGAAGAACAGAGAAAAUGUCGCUGAUUGAGAAAUCACGUUAAUGGGAUAAUAUAUGGAUUUAUGAGAUGAACUGGAAAGUUGUGUUGUUAUGUGUGAGCAUGUUGUAGAGUGUUAUUAAAGAGAAGAAUGCUUCCAUGUGAGGGAGCGCUCCUCUUCAGUGACUUUCAGAGCCCCCGGUCCAGAUACCUGAUGGCUUUCAAGGAUUUCGUUUUGGUAUAAGCUAUUUUUAAAGAUGUGCAAAUACAGUAUAUCCACAUUACAUUACUUGAAUAUUUAGGGAAGAAACAUUUUGUUCUCGGUGAAACAUUACAAAAGACAGGUUACAAUCAAACUCUUGCCAGUGCCACGAAAUCCUGGUGCAUUUAAAGGUAUUAUUGCAAACCACUGGAGUCAGUUUUACCAACCAGUUUACCACUAUUUACAUUCAUACCACCGGCUCGCUUUUUUUGUAUGUUUUUUUGCAAAUGUGGGCUACUUUCUAAGAAACGGUUGAUCUCCAAGAAGCAGAAGUCACAUAAAAUCCUCCAUAAACAUAAACAUGUAUACGCCUGUAUAUCAGCUUCUUAUAGUUUUGUAUAUUCUACAGCCUGAAGUAUUGGAGCCAGUUUGGUCACGCCCGUCAGGUCCAUUAUUGUUUAUGCUUAGAUAUUUUACAAACUUUUUUAUUAUCCUGAACCGACUUUAUUUGUUGAUCAAACUUUGUCUUUUAAAAUAUAGUGUUUGUAUUGCAACUAUAGUUAUAAAUGAAUGACAAAUGUACUUUCCAAUAUUACAACAGCUUUGCAGGUAAAGUUAAUAUGUUGCCCUCCUAUAGAAGAUCGAUGGAAAGAGAUGCCCUUGAUAGCUGUCUUUCAUUGAGCUGCGGUACUUCUGAUUUUCUAUUGAGUAAUGCAAAAUAAUUUAUAUUCUGUAAUAAUCUACUGCUUGCCGACAAAAAAGCGUUAAUUUUUAGUCACUGGUUUUCGGGCUCUUAAAUCAAUUGAUGCUGUUUAUAUGAACAACAUUUCUACAUGUAUACAAAAUAUGGAUAUAUAUUUUUUUACUUAAAAAAAAAGAAAUUGCACUUUUUAAAAGAAAAAUUGCAUUGUGCAUUUGACUCCCUAUUGCAGUUUUCGAAUAUCAAGUGAAAACAACCAACUUGUAAAAGAGCUCCCACACCCACUGUGUCCUGAGAUGUAAAUACAGUGAUAUUGUAAAUAAGAUAUUUGUUUGUAUGUUUGCUUGCUUCAAACUUAAAUCAAUUAUUAUUAAUGAAUACUAUUUUUUGCUCUUACUUGAAACCAAAAAGAGACUUUAUAUUUGGAUUCCAGUGCUACCGUUUCAUCAUUGUUACCCAGAGUAUCAUAGCAAUUAAAGGGCAUUUCCUUGCACGGAUAUCGGGCUCAUGCUUUGUUCUUUUGGCUUAUGCUUUUUAUUUUAUUUUUUGUUUUCGCUGAAAUUACACACUAACGGAAUGUUUUACCUUAUCCUAUUAUUGUCUUUAUCAAGAGAAAGAGCCCUGAUGUUUCAUGUAUUAUAGGGGAUAUAUUAAACCACAGACCAAAAACGUAAAAUGACAUCUGUACCUACUUCCUCAUCGGGCUUCCCAGCUAGAGUUGGUAUAGUGACAUAGAGUAGAAAUGGCACAUUCUUUAGUUAAAAUCUUUACGGGGUCUCAAUCAUUUUAGACACAAAUAUCACUUCUAUGUCUUAUUCUUACUGACCCCUGCUAAAUGUACUGCGGGUACAACGGAAUAUCAAGACGGAUUGUUUGGCAAGAUGCUGUUGAAGUUUGAGUUUUUGAAAUGCAGUUUUAAUUUGCCGCUUGCUUCACUGUUCUUUUUCCUUCAAAACAAUGUAUAAUACCCAUUAAAAUAAAAUCAAUCCUACAGAAA
Messenger RNA from Gadus morhua (Atlantic cod), 4531 nucleotides. It is a transcript of the gene skib, whose product is annotated as v-ski avian sarcoma viral oncogene homolog b. NCBI's taxonomy places the organism in Eukaryota, Metazoa, Chordata, Actinopteri, Gadiformes, Gadidae. Gene Ontology annotation, cellular component: nucleus; cytoplasm; transcription regulator complex. The transcript is spliced from 7 exons. Gene Ontology annotation, molecular function: RNA polymerase II cis-regulatory region sequence-specific DNA binding; DNA-binding transcription factor activity, RNA polymerase II-specific; SMAD binding. Gene Ontology annotation, biological process: negative regulation of BMP signaling pathway; negative regulation of transforming growth factor beta receptor signaling pathway; negative regulation of transcription by RNA polymerase II. The record is from RefSeq and is a predicted model, not a curated record. Bases 371 to 2563 code for a protein of 730 amino acids.